Messenger RNA from Gigantopelta aegis, 6352 nucleotides. RefSeq lists its product as uncharacterized. Bases 1071 to 2504 code for a protein of 477 amino acids. NCBI's taxonomy places the organism in Eukaryota, Metazoa, Mollusca, Gastropoda, Neomphalida, Peltospiridae. The transcript is spliced from 6 exons. The record is from RefSeq and is a predicted model, not a curated record.
UACAAUGUUUUAUUUCACACUUCGCUAUUACAAUGUUUUAUUUCACACUUCGCUAUUACAAUGUUUUAUUUCAUGCUCCUGUUAAUACAAUGUUUUAUUACCCACUUCGCUAUUAAAACUGUCUUUCGGUUGAUGCCUGUGCUGGGGUGCGAACCCGUCGUCUACCAGUUCACAAGGUCGGUUUAUUACAAUGUUUUCCUGUGACGACAAAAUCAGACGUGUUUGUUAGCGUACAUGUCGAUCGUGUGACAUCGAUAACACAACCAUUGCCCCACCAGAGGAAAACAGACAGCAGCUAUGACCGUGGAAUUCCAAACCGUAAACGUCACCGUGGAUAAUUCCCUGGACCACGUGAUUGUGAAAAACGUCGUCUGCUUAGAGUUAACACUGUAGACAUCAUAUUACGGUUUCUGAGAAUCUACUAUAUAUCUCCAGUGCUGCCAGUGUGUAUCUGUUUUAGCUAUUCAGGUAAGCGCUGUCAGUGUUUUGGGGGAGGGACAAAGGGUUCAGCUUCUCACGCCGCUGGCAAAUACCAUCUAUGAUCUACCUGUGUUCCGCUCGGCGCUAGUCUCGCUCAACCUGUCAGCGCCCAGUUAUUUAUUUCCUCCUAACACCUUGAUCGGCGAAUAUGCGCACACACGCAGGCCAGCGCCGAAUGUAGCACUCAAGCGAGAACGAGGACAUGCUGCUACUGGGCUGACUUAGGAACUUAUUAAUAGAAGCAGAUAACUGAAGCGACACCGGUAGCCGUAAACAUUGAACUAGUUUAAACUCCGGGCUGAACUAAUGACGAGUGUAUUGUGUAAGAGAAACAACAGUUGUGGUCAGCCGAGUGUGGCGGAGAACUUUCCUGUCGGGAAAUACCUCAUAGGACACUGCGAGGAUACGCAGUUAAUACGGAUGGACUUUCCUAAACUACCAACACUCACACACACACAUUGGAACUAGAGAUGGAAGCUUGACGUGUUGUGCCAUGGAGGACUUAUUUCCUGUUCCACAAACUGAAUUAUUCACGUCUGAUCGCCAAAUAUUCUCCGAACUGCGGAGUUUGUGACACACUUCACCGAGCAAUGCCUGGUUAUAGAAUUAUUUGUCUUGUUUUGUGGCUCGCCGGCGGAGUUUUCUCUUGGGCCAGGGAGGUGUCAGACACGUGCCUGCUCACACAGACGGAGCAACACAUCAGCUGGGUGCCCGUGUCACCAUGCAUGACGACUAAUCAGUUGCCCACCAUCAGGUGUCAGACAGGUCGCGUCGUCAUCGAUGACGUCAUUGUGGGCGUCCGGCCGAGUUGUGACGUUAAGACACAGGACCAGACCUGCUGUACUAACCAUCCCGGUGACGAGCUGUACAGUGGGAAGUGUCUGGUGACGUCACUGACGGGUAAAUUCUACAAGCGCCUGCUGGAGGAUCUACUGCGCGCGUGCAGUGGGCAGGUUUCGUGUACGAUCCGCAGCUCGUGGACGCUGCCGGUGAUGAGGAACAUGUCGGCUGUUAACUCGCAUUACACGCUCGUCAGCUACAUGUGCGAGAAAGCAAUCCCUAAUCUAGAUAUCUGCCAAAAUACUGAAAUACGAGGAGAGAGUCUGUAUUUAAAAUUUAGUUCUGCCACUGUAUCAGACAAAGAUGUCGUCGACUGCACGUGUGACAUAGAGAACACUGGGCUGACGGACGAGGUGGUGGAUAUUACAGCGUUUGAUGUCAGGUUGUAUUCCUUGGAUAAACCAGACAACUGCACCGAGUCGCGACUCGUCAUACAGGGGAGACAAUUCAACAACAGCCAGUGUGUCGCCGUUCUCAAUACCUCCAUCUGGAGUGCUAGUCUGGCCCCCGGAAGUGCAGUUCCACUGACUCUACAGCACGUCACUUCCGCCGCACCACCUAGCUUCGUGUGGCUGAAAAUAGCAGCUCAAGCUAACUCCACUGUUUUAGUCAACUGUAAAGGUCCUGGCAGUAGGGGUUCCGAAGCUCUCUCAGCGUUUCUGAUCGGCAUCAUCGUGACCUGUGUGACGACUGUGGCCGUCAUUAUCAUCAUCGUGGUCGUCUGCAUCUACAGGUGGAGACACCAGUUCAAAUGUCUCCGCAGACAGAAGGAAGUAGAGCAGCCCGUGUACUUUGAAGUGCAACCCACCAGCGAAUUCGUCGACAGUAAACCUCCACUGCCAGCCAGCAACCCCUCCACCCUGAACCCCCCUCCAAAACCCCUGCGAGCCGCUCAGCUGUCCGCCGCUCCCCUGAUGGACGACAACAGCAACUCUAGUGUUGUGCGCAAACCGUACCACCUGACGGAGCUGCCCCCCAUACCAAGAGCGGAGGAGCAGUAUGACCUGCUGCUGAAGAAGAGGAGUCCCACGUCUCCCGGCAAUGUUUAUGGAGGGAUUGCCAAAAAUGGCAAAGGUAAAAACAAGACCGACGAAAAUCCUUAUGCCCUUCCCGGCGAAAAAAAUCCCCGAGGACGAUCGGUGGUAGACCACAAAUAUAAUAAACCAGACUUACUAAAGUCUUAGUUGUGUUACCGUAAUUCAGUGAUUCCACUCUGAAAGAUGUAGACCACAAAUAUAAGAAAGCAGAGUUGUUGAAGUGUUAGCUACCACGGUUCAACGAUACCACACCGCGGAAGAUAUGGUUCCCGUGAUCCACUGAUUCCACUACGUAUUUAUUCCACUGUGAUCAGCGCUAGACGUUUAACCAACCACCUGAACGAAUAUAUUCCAUUGCAUUUUGAUAUUUCUUUUGUAGCGGUGCAAACGUUUUUAAAACUUAAUUAUUGACAACCACUUGAACAUGCCUGUAUUUGUCUGCUACAUUGCAUUGUGACGUUUGAAAUGGUUGUUUUUGUCAAUACAGACAAUACUGAAACCUUCUACUUACCUGUGCAAUUAUCUAUAAUUAGUCACACCUGACAAUCAUCUGUUCGUACUCGUAUUAGUAACAGCCACAAAUCACAUACCGAAGAAAGUCAUUUUAAUACCUCACUUUCCUGAAGUCCUUUUCUAAGAACCUGCUGCGUGGAGCCUGAGUGCUCGGUACCGCCUAGGUACUGGACACACUUUGACAAACUGCUCAAUCUUUUCCAAUUAUGUUUGUCACUGACGUGAAUAUAUUGUGUGCAAAUGGAAUGAUGUAUGUCGUGGAAUAGUUUUAGACAACCAGGAUCACACAGGAACAAAGUUAGACGUAUAAAUGAGAGAUGAGGCAAAGAGCACGGUAAGACGGAAAGAUCAGGUUUCACAUAUGGCUAGUAGAACCAGUCUACACACAAGCACAAGUCUUGUCGUCUGUCAUUUAGGGCAUGUUUAUUCAGGCCUUAAUGGCAUGUUAUUCAGGCCUUGAUGACAUGUUUAUUCAGGCCUUAAUGACAUGUUAUUCAGGCCUUGAUGGCAUGUUUAUUCAGGCCUUGAUGGCAUGUUUAUUCAGGCCUUGAUGACAUGUUAUUCAGGCCUUGAUGACAUGUUAUUCAGGCCUUAAUGACAUGUUUAUUCAGGCCUUAAUGACAUAUUUAUUCAUUGUUCAAUCGGGCCUACAUAACAGCAGAAUGGCCAGGUCAAUAUGACAUUUGUGCUUUCGGGUUUCCAUGACUGUUAUACACUCGUGCCUUCCUCUUUGUUGUGUACUUAGACCUACAACCAGCUGAAUACUCAGAUCAACAUGACUUUAGUGUAUUCAGAUGAUAGUGGCAAUUGUAUACACAGGCCUCCAUAACAGUUGUGUACUUAGACCUACAACCAGCUGAAUACUCAGAUCAACAUGACUUUAGUGUAUUCAGAUGAUAGUGGCAAUUGUAUACACAUGCCUCCAUAACAGUUGUGUACUUAGACCUACAACCAGCUGAAUACUCAGAUCAACAUGACUUCAGUGUAUUCAGAUGAUAGUGGCAAUUGUAUACACAGGCCUCCAUAACAGUUGUGUACUUAGACCUACAACCAGCUGAAUACUCGGAUCAACAUGACUUCAGUGUAUUCAGAUGAUAGUGACAAUUGUAUACACAGGCCUCCAUAACAGUUGUGUACUUAGACCUACAACCAGCUGAAUACUCAGAUCAACAUGACUUCAGUCUAUUCAGAUGAUAGUGACAAUUGUAUUACACAGGCCUCCAUAACAGUUGUGUAUUUAGAUCAUAUAAUGACAAUUGUUUAUUCAGGCCUUAGCAGAAAUUGUGUACCCAGACGUCCAUAAUAGAUGUGUAUUUAGACAUUUUUGUAGACUUUGACUUGUGUAUUGACGAUUGUGCGAUCGACCGUUUGUUCAGUAGGCGUGUAGCAAACAGCAGAUUAGUUCACUCACUCGGGAAAUAGCCCUAGGUACUACCGAUGAUCUGAUGACCUUGAUCAGCAGGUGGCCUUAAUGAUGCAUGCGUUUGUAUCUAUGGAAGGAAGGGACUCGACUGUCCUUCUUGUAGACAGGUUGUUAACAAGUGCCAUUGAAUUUCUAAGCAUUUUAUGUGAGCGCGUUUCAUUACUUACUGCAAAGUUUACAACUUAGUAAUUUUCUGUUGAGCUAGUGUGUAUUGUACGAGAUUGUGCUUGUGAUCGUGUUUCUACAGAUUUCGUUUCGCUAAAUAUAUUUUCAAACGUAGUUACAUAUUUUAGUUUUUGUUAUCAGCAUACCAGAUUUCUUUAAUAAUAAGUUAAACACCAGUAGCUGGUAAAUAACAUAUACAGCAAUUUUACCUAAUUGUGAAAAUGGUUAUGUUUUCUGCUUGUUCUUCCAACCAUUUGUAUGCAGACCAAAUCACAUAGCAUCUGUCUGUUUACUUUCUGAACACUCGUUACAGGUGCUUACAUAACCACACACAGGAGGUCGCGUUUCGUUUUAUUUAUAACUAAUAUACACACGAAGACCACAUAUUGUUACUGUUAUCUUCGUGUCCUUCAAGCAGAGUGUGUGCUGGGGCCAGUGUACUUGUUAACUACGGGAAUAUUAGUAUAUUUAUCUUUUAUAUGAUCAAUUUUGGAGCUUUACUUUAUGACUUAAUUUUGCCAAUAUUGACCAAAUAUAUUAAUAUAAAUUUAAAAUACGUCGCUCAUUUUUACUUAUAUUUCACAUGCUCAGCUUUUUAAUUUUUAGAAUAAAAACAUUAUGUUAUAUGUUUAUAUGAAAUGUGUAGAUUUGUGAUAAAUAAAAUAUCCUGCUGGUGUAAUAUGGAAUAUAUCAUAUUCUUGACACUUCAUUCCAAAUUCGUUUCACUGACAAUGGAACGAAACGAUGCAACUACACCCACGUGUCAUGACUGUGGCUGUUUAUUUUAAUAUGAGAAGUCCUUUUUUAUAAUUUGUGUUCAGUUUGUAACAUUCUUUGCGAAAACUGGAAAUGAUUCAGGGGUCAGAAUUUAACGACAAAUGAUUUUAAGAUAACUUGCAUUUCGAUUUUCUACUAAUGGUAAUUAAUGUUACUUGAUAAAUGAGCUUGAUAUCUCAAUUUAACAUGUUUCUGUGAUAUACCGUACACGUCUUACAACACGUGGUAGGCCAUUUUGAAAAGCAAACUGCUUGGCCAUUCAUAUAAACUAGAUAUUGGAAAAUCGUAUAUUUUUGUUGACGUGUACUGCUAUUUACACGUACAUGCACUGUUAUUUUAUCCAAGUAUCCGAGAGUAUAGGAUUUUGUCUGCAAGCCUUAUUUACGACGAUUUGCUCAGUGUAAACCCCUAGCUCGAAUCACUUCCAGCCCCCCCCCCCCCUAUUGAUAUUGAUAUGAAGAGGGGGGGCUAUAGGAAACUGUAGUGUUUUGGCAAUCGUCCACAACCAAAUGAUAGCAAGCUAAUUAACUGUCUAAAAUACACACUUGUUCCUAAAUCUGAUGCUUCAGAGUUUUAGUUUGAUUAUUUUCAAGUCCAGUCAUGACAUUAAACUUAUAUGUUGUUAACCAGUACCAACGCUACACGAAGAAACCCGACGUUCUUAUGCGAAGCGCGCCUGCGCUGUACUUUCUUGUGGUGACGUAGAGCAAAGUGUGUUCCCACGUGACACGUUGGUACUGGUUAACAACAUGUAAGUUUAAUGUGAUGACUGGACUCGGGAAUAAUCAAACUAAAACUCUGUGGCCAUUUAGUUGUCGGCGAUUGCCAAAGCACUACAUAGUUUCCUCUAGCCUUCCCCUUACAUAUCAGUAACAAUAAGGGGAGGGCUGGAGGUGACUCGAGCUUUGUAACCCCUGUACGUCGCGUGACACACGGCGAGAUGGUUGUGUGUACUGCUGUGUUUAGAAGUGUUUACAUACACUGUGUCUGGUGGAGCUUAUUAUUAUGUCGCUAUUUUAUUAUCUCACGGUACAGUUUUAGUGGAAAUCUCAUCACAUUAUAAUGAUGUCUUUUGAUUGUUUUAAUGAUGAAUAAAUGUAUUUACCUAUAACAAUGA